GUCCCCUUUGUUCCGGUAAGAACACUUCCGCUGCCUGUCGUCACUUCCUGUUGAAUCACUGAUAAAGACGAGCCUGGCGGUAACUCCGCGGGUCAAUUUUUUGGGUUUGUUCGGUGAAUCCGGGGUGUAUCGGAGCCAUCAGAACCGCAAACAUGACGGUGGGUAAGAGCAGCAAGAUGCUGCAGCACAUUGACUUCAGGAUGAGGUGCAUCCUCCAGGACGGGAGAAUCUUCAUUGGCACCUUCAAGGCCUUCGACAAACACAUGAACCUGAUCCUGUGCGACUGCGACGAGUUCAGGAAGAUCAAGCCAAAGAACUCAAAGCAGCCCGAGCGAGAAGAGAAAAGGGUUCUAGGUCUGGUUCUCCUGAGGGGGGAGAACCUGGUCUCCAUGACAGUUGAGGGACCACCUCCUAAGGAUACUGGCAUAGCUCGUGUCCCGUUGGCCGGCGUGGCCGGGGGUCCAGGUGUGGGUCGGGCAGCAGGUCGCGGUGUCCCCGCAGGAGCCCCGAUGCCUCAGGCUCCGGCCGGACUCGCCGGCCCAGUUCGAGGUGUGGGCGGUCCUUCGCAGCAGGUAAUGACUCCGCAGGGAAGAGGGACAGUUGCCGCGGCAGCAGCAGGAGCCAGUAUCGCCGGUGCUCCCACACAAUACCAACCUGGAAGAGGAGCCCUACCCCCGAUGGGCAGAGGAGCCCCGCCCCCUGGUAUGAUGGGCCCACCUCCUGGCAUGAGGCCCCCAAUGGGUCCUCCAAUGGGGAUGCCUCCGGGUCGAGGCGCUCCGAUGGGGAUGCCCCCUCCAGGCAUGAGGCCACCGCCCCCUGGCAUGAGAGGGCCACCUCCUCCCGGCAUGAGACCGCCUCCCCGGCCUUGAGGAAGUCCAGCCUCCCCAAACUCACUUGUUGUAUAGAUAUUUUUUCUUUGUUUUUAAUCCGUUUUGUGUUUUUUAAUAAAGUUUCUUCAGGAUGGUUUGA
Molecule: messenger RNA, 969 nt
Organism: Pungitius pungitius (ninespine stickleback)
Lineage: Eukaryota; Metazoa; Chordata; Actinopteri; Perciformes; Gasterosteidae
Gene: snrpb
Product: small nuclear ribonucleoprotein polypeptides B and B1
Exons: 7
Coding region: 153-869 (238 amino acids)
Biological process (GO): mRNA splicing, via spliceosome
Cellular component (GO): cytoplasm; U5 snRNP; U1 snRNP
Molecular function (GO): RNA binding
Source: RefSeq, a predicted model, not a curated record